This is a messenger RNA of Pseudozyma flocculosa PF-1, 2310 nucleotides long. RefSeq lists its product as uncharacterized. Lineage: Eukaryota; Fungi; Basidiomycota; Ustilaginomycetes; Ustilaginales; Ustilaginaceae. The record is from RefSeq and is a predicted model, not a curated record. The transcript is spliced from 2 exons. Bases 1 to 2310 code for a protein of 769 amino acids.
AUGUCGGCCAACUUUCAUAGUCGCUUCGCUUCCCCCACUCCCGCCGCCAGGCGCAAUGACGACGGCGACGACGACCGCGACAACGCCCAGAUCCUCCUCCAACAGGACGAAGAGGAGCGCGAGGUCAUCGACCCCAACCUCUACGGCCCCUUUGGCACUCGCUACCCGGAGGAGCACGGCUCGUCCCACUUAAGGACCCAGUCCGGAGGCUGGCGCCCCGUCGAGACGACCGAGCAGCUCCAUGACCCCGACCACCAGCACAGCUACCACCAACGACCUCACCCCUAUUCUCACCGCGCCUCCCAGAGCGCCCGCUCCAGCGAACAGUGGGACACGCGACCCGUCGGUCAGGCACUCGGCUCGAUUCCCCUGUCCAAGAUGAGCUCGCAGACGGGCGAGCACGAAGUCAAGGCGGAAGGCCACAACAGGGCGAGCAGCGCCAUCGACAGCCACGGCCACGGCCACGGCCACGGUCACGGCCACGGUCACGAGAGGUCCGGCAGCCUGUUUGACAUGGUCCAUGCCCGUGGCAAGCGAUCGGGCCCGCACAUCAAGGAGCACGGCGAGGACGUCCCCGUCAACUUCCGUCACCUCGUCAAGCGCCCCGUCAUCAGGCAGUGGCUUUACGCCGGUAAUCUGUAUCGCGAAAAGGACGAGCGCAAGCCAAGCCAGUACGAGCUCUUCUUCGACCUCAUCUUUGUCGCCGUCGUCAACGGCAUCGGACACGCGACUGCCGAGAGCAGCUCCGCGAUCAACGUCGUCAAGUUCGUCCUCUCCUUUUGGCCUUGCUUUUCCAUCUGGACAGACGUGCGAAAGUUCCUCAACACCAGCGGCACCGACGACGUUCUCGAGAGGAUCAUCCUGCUCGGCUGGAUGAUCCUGCUCUGCGGCUACUGCGCCAACGUCUCUGGCCUGGAGGUCGUCGUGGCAACGCCCGAGAUGCUCGCGCUCUACGCCGAGAGCACAGGCGCCGAAGUCGGACCCGUGACCGAGGAGGUUGGUGGCGGGGCUGCCGAGCCCCACCGCCGUGCCCUCGGACUCGCCGCCUCGCUCCUCAAGAGGUCUGGAGGCGGAGGUGGCUCUUCCGAGGAGGUGCGCCUGGGCGUCGAGCUGGUCAACAACUACUGGUUCACCGAGAGCUACCACAAGGCCAUCGGCUCGGCGAUCGCCUUUUUCAUGGUCGCCAAGCUCUGGCGGGUCGGCAUCUAUUUCUACUACGGCCUCUCGCUGCCCAAGUUCCGCGCGGCGCUCUGGCUCAACGGCCUGGCCAUGGCGCUCAUCACCUGCAUCUACCUCCCCGUGCUGCUCUCCUACGACCCAGUCAUCAUCGUCAUCGCCAUGUGCGUCGGCAUCCUGGCCGAGCUGCUGCAGAGCUACGUCGUGGCCGGCGCCAUGAUGGCCUUCCACGGCCGCAAGAAGCGGACGGGCAACCACAUGUUUAUCCCGGCGCUCUCGCACGAGCACUCGAUUGAGCGCUACGUGCUCUUUGUCAUCCUCAUCGUCGGCGAGUCGAUCAUCUCGAGCAACUUUGUCGCCUCGGACGGCACCUUUGGCCUCAACGCCGAGUUUGGACGCGCCGCGCUCGGCAUCGCUAUCAGCUUCUUUAUCAUCUGGCUCUACUACGACGCCGACGGCUGCCGCGUCUUUCAGCACGCCCUACGCCGCAACAGCUUCACCUCGAUCACGUUUGGCCACCUGCACUUCCCGCUCACGGCGUCGCUGAUCCUGAUGGCCGCCUCGCUCUCGACGCUCGUCACUUCGGCGGGCCCCAUCCACGGCGGCAAGGUGUGGUACUUUGGCGGCUCGCUCUCGUGCGUCAUGCUGUGCAUCGGCGUCAUCGGGUUGCUGCACCGCAACCUCGACAUCCACGGCUCCAACCUCGUACCGCGCUGGAUGCGCCUCUCGAUGCGCUUCCUCAUCGCCGCCGCCAUGGCCGCCAUCCCCGCGGCGCAGGACGAGUGGAACGCCCUGUACCUGCUGGGCAUCUACGUCUCGCUCCUCGCCUUCCUCACCGCGUUUGAGACCAUCGGCAAGAUUGGCGCCGUGGGGCGCAAGUACGACGCCGAGCGCGCCGCCGCGCUCCACGCCGGCCACAGCGUGCCCCUCGAGGCCCUGGGCUCCACGUCCCACAUGCCCCUGACGCACGACGAGAAGAGAAAGUACAAGCUCGACAAGACGGCCACCUGGCAUCCCUUCGACGACCUCACGCCCGCCGAGCGCGGAGAGGAGGACGUCGGCAUCGAGUCCGAGAUUGGCCACCUCGAGGAGAAGCCGCUCUCGACGGGCCAGCGAUGGGCUUAUGCGGCUUGA